AUGGAAGGAAUAUUUUUCAACGUUGAUUAUGGUUAUGUUGAGGGAGUAGUGAGGGGUUACAGAAGUGGUCUUUUAGGUAAUAAUCAGUAUGUUAACUUAACACAAUGUGAUAAUUUAGAAGACUUGAAAUUACAGUUAUCGGCUACUGACUAUGGUAACUUUUUGGCAUCUCAUUCGGGACCAUUAUCAACUUCGAUCAUGCAAGACAAUUUGUCCAAAAAAUUGUUCCAACAAUUCCAAUAUUUAAAAUCACAAGCAUCAGGUAAAUUAAUUAGAUUUUUAGAUUUUAUCAGCUAUGGCUAUAUGAUAGAUAAUGUAUCAUUGAUGAUCACAGGAACAUUGCAUGAAAGAGACCGUUCGGAGAUCUUAUCCAAAUGUCAUCCAUUAGGAUGGUUUGAUACGUUGCCUACAUUAUCAAUCGCAACAGAUAUCGAAAGCUUGUAUAAUACAGUCUUGAUUGAUACGCCGUUGGCGCCGUUCUUCAAGGAUUGUCUUACGGCUGAUGACUUGGAUGAUUUGAAUAUUGAAAUUAUAAGAAAUCGUUUGUACAAGAAUUACUUAGAAGCAUUUGUCAACUUUAUCGAGGACGAAUUUACUUCACCAGACAAAGAAAUAAUGACGAACUUGUUGAAUUUUGAAGCUGAUAAGAGAGUCAUUAAUAUUUCACUCAAUUCGUUAAAUAACCCAGAUUUGACUGCUGAAAACAAACUAUCUUUAUUCCCAAGCUACGGGAGAUUAUACCCAACCUAUCAUUCUAAAUUAUCCGAAAUCGAUGACGUAGAACAAUUGAAGGCUAUCGUCGAUUCCAUUGGUGAAUAUAAAGACUUGUUUUCUGAAGCACCAGAUUCCAACUCUGGAGGCUCCAAAAAUUUGGAAGAUUGGUUUUACUUACUCGAAAUGCAAUAUUGUAAAAAUGCAUUCACCCAACAAUUCACCUUAUCUACCAUUUGGGCUUGGUUAAGGUCGAAAGAACAAGAAAUAAGAAACAUUACAUGGAUUGCUGAAUGUAUCGCUCAAAACCAAAAGAAUAGAAUCGACAACUAUAUUUCUGUUUAUUGA
Messenger RNA from Debaryomyces hansenii CBS767, 1059 nucleotides. Its product is annotated as H(+)-transporting V0 sector ATPase subunit d. NCBI's taxonomy places the organism in Eukaryota, Fungi, Ascomycota, Pichiomycetes, Serinales, Debaryomycetaceae. Gene Ontology annotation, cellular component: fungal-type vacuole membrane; proton-transporting V-type ATPase, V0 domain; vacuolar proton-transporting V-type ATPase complex. Gene Ontology annotation, molecular function: proton-transporting ATPase activity, rotational mechanism. The record is from RefSeq and is a predicted model, not a curated record. Bases 1 to 1059 code for a protein of 352 amino acids. Gene Ontology annotation, biological process: vacuolar transport; proton transmembrane transport; vacuolar acidification. The transcript has a single exon.